GAAAAAAAAGAAAGAAGCUCCAUCUCUAUCCUUAUCAAGAAAAAAAAAAGAAGAAAGAAACUCCAUUUGAAUGCGAAAAUUCAACGCUUAGCUAGACUCCUCUCUCAAUAAUUGCUCAUCCUUCGAAGAAUAUUCGCCGGACAGGUCCUUCAGGAUUGAGGACUCUUAGCUUCACUUGCUUUACCAGAAAUCCCGUCCUCAGAAUUUAGAUACCACGGGCCCUCUCUCUAUCUCUCGUGUGGAUGCGACUCCUUCGUUCCUUCCAGAUCCUAAUCCAUUGAUCCAUUCUCUGUCCCACAGUAUUUAAGUCCCCUCACAAACUUGGAAAACAAGAAGAUCAAACUACGUGUAUGUUUCCUGAAAACUUUAUUAUUGAGUUAAGACGGCAGAUAAUAGCAAUGUAGACUCCUCUCCUGUUUCUUGAAACUUCUUCCAACACUCCUCCUCGGCGAUUUACACCUUGAACACAGCCAGCAACGCUUCUUCAUAAAGUUUGGAAGGGCUUGAUGGGGGGAAAACCCUUGUGGGUUCCUCCCACAUUGGAUUUCUCCUUGUUGAAUAAAAUCAAAGUCUCUCCUCCUCUCAGGCUCCUCCCCAAUACCCCCAACUUGAUCUCAGAACCUGAACACGAACCCAAAUCCAUCACACUCCCCUCGCCACCCCAACAAUCCCUCCCCAACAACCCCUUAUCCGAUCUCAUCACCUUCUUUGCCAAGUCUUUCCAAUCCAUUCUACAGUCCCGGCCUGCUGCCCCGGCCCGCCGUCCGAUUUCUCGAUCGGAGGCCGGGUGCUUGGUGCCCCUCUUUCGGCCCUAUGUUGCCAAGGUGCCAUGGCACGGAGGUGCGAGGGCCUUCCUGUCGCAGUUAUUCCCACGUUACGGCCAUUACUGUGGUCCGAAUUGGUCGAGCGGGAAGGAUGGAGGCUCGAUGCUGUGGGAUCGGCGGCCUAUUGAUUGGCUGGACUUCUGCUGCUACUGCCAUGAUAUUGGCUACGACACGCAUGACCAGGCUAAGCUCCUCAAGGCAGACCUCGCGUUCCUCGAGUGCUUGGAGAAGCCACGAAUGGCGACCAAGGGAGGAGCCCAUGUCGCUCUUCUCUACAGGGCGAUGUGUAUUGCGGGGUUAAGGUACAUACUCAUACCUUACAGGAUGCAGCUGUUGAGAUUACAGGCUGGGCCAUCAUUCAUGGAGGUGUGUGGGAAUUUGAUGAGUAAAGUAACAAUGCCAGGAAAGAUUGCAACUGCAAACCAUAAGGAGAGAAUCGAGAGAUUGUGAAUAUGUCUACGUAACUCCACCUAGAAUACUCGCUUUGAGGGGCUGGCAGUUAUGGGUGUAUUGCGGAUUAAUUGGUUUACCUAGGUUUUUUUUUUUUUUUUGUAUUUAUGAGUCUUUAUCUAUUUGUUAGUUGAGAAUGAGCGUAGGCUCAAUGGUAAGGUUGCUCCGCUCUAAGCUGGGUGUCACAGGUUUGAAAGAUGGAAACAGCCUCUCCACUCACAAGGGUAAGGCUGUGUACGUCUAACUCCCCCCAGAUCCUGCAGUGGUGGGAGUCUCAUGCACUAAGCUAUACCUUUUUCCCCAUCUUUUUAUAGGCUCCUCAAAGACCGGAUAAUAAGAUAUGCAAUUAUAGGCAUCUUAUCUUCUAGUCAAGAAUAGACUUUUUAUGUUAAACCCUAGUCAUUAUGAGCUUGUUGUGAAGCCAGUUGGCUGAUGCAACCUUAGGUGUUGUCCAGCCAACUCUUUUCUAAUCUUAUCCAGAUUGAUUGGUUCUAUCCUGCUUAUGAGCAAUUGUGAGGCAUUUAUUAAACACAUUCUGAUUUAAAUUAAAGAUUUGAGUCUUCAUUUCAAAUAAGUUAUCGUGCAUGUACUGCUAAAGAUUUUGGAUAUACGAGGAUUUAAUGAAAUUCUGAGAUUUAGAAGUCAAAAAAAAAAAA
This is a messenger RNA of Elaeis guineensis (African oil palm), 1930 nucleotides long. NCBI's taxonomy places the organism in Eukaryota, Viridiplantae, Streptophyta, Magnoliopsida, Arecales, Arecaceae. The record is from RefSeq and is a predicted model, not a curated record.